Molecule: messenger RNA, 2394 nt
Organism: Strongylocentrotus purpuratus (purple sea urchin)
Lineage: Eukaryota; Metazoa; Echinodermata; Echinoidea; Camarodonta; Strongylocentrotidae
Exons: 7
Coding region: 125-1585 (486 amino acids)
Source: RefSeq, a predicted model, not a curated record
ACAUCUUCUAAAAGCGAUAUCCCCACAAGAGGUAGAAGGGUUCGUUUACAGACUGACAGGAAGACAUUGCAAGAGGCUUGCUAAGGCCGUAUGAAUCAUCGAUGAGAAUAGAAUCGCCACCAUCAUGGACGAAGACAAUGAAGAUCUUGUUCUCAUUCAGUCAAUGGUCAACGACUGGAUAGAAGGACAGGAAUGCUGCAACUUCAAGAAGAGAUGCAGGCUUGAUGAUGCCACCAUCAAAAUUGGCCGCCAUGAUUUGACGGAUUCAUUUGGGACAACCAGCUUCCGGGUUGAAACAGGAGGUAUUUUUGAAAGACCACAUCCCAAAGCCGGGACUUUCAAAAGCAGCAGUAUAUUCGAUGACGAUCUGGCAUCUGUGCUGAAGCAUCUUCCUACAUGUGCGACACCGUUGUUUCUUGAGAAGCUAGGCAUUUCAGUUGACGAGCAAGGUGACGAUUUUGAGAAGCUGCGAUGUUGGAGAGACCAAAGUAUCAACGAGUCUAACAGACAUACCCUGCAGGACCUUGUUUUGAUUCAUAGAGAUGCGAUGAACAAGACGAAUGACAGUCAUGUAUUUGACUUGAACGAUGAUGAACUUGAGAACGUGAUUGGAAGCAUGACCUCCGGGAAACAAGUGGAAGAACUUACCUCAAGACUCGGGAUAAAACUCGACAAGGAACAAUCACCUCUACUAAAGCUCCAGGAAUGGACGAAUAAAUGUAAUGGAGACGAACGCCGUGAAACGCUGAGAAAAGCUCUUCAUGCUAUGGAUUUGUCAGGAUGCAUCGUUGACCACCUUCCUGCAAAACAUGUUGACCAAGCUGAGCUGGUACGUUUGGCAUGGACUUUGUUUUCUAUCGACGUUUGGCCAUUGGCAACGCUUCUUGAUAUAGACAUCAACAAAGGGAAAACGGUCGGAGAACCACAAAUGAGGGGAACUGUACAUCUUCUGAAUCAACUAUUGAAGAAGUCGAAGGGUCUUGAUGAGCAUCGCCGCCUUGAUUUCUGUGUUGCCAUUAUAAAUCUUGGUUACUUGGAUGUUGCUAGAUCAGGCUAUUUUGGUUAUGACGCGAGCCUCAGUGAACUUUGCAACAUGACGUCGGGAUUGUCGGAAGUAGAACUUGUAAAAUUUGUCGACCAUCUUGGAUUGGAGAAAGACGUUCUUUCAAUCUGUCAAGGAACAACAGGAGCAUACGACAACCUCAGACUUAUGAAGGUCUGGAGAAACCAACUUAGACUACAGCCACUUCACUUCAGAUUCGAGCUAGCUGUGGGUCUUCGCGCUGUUGGAAGAACCGAGAUUGCCAGUAAGAUUCUCGCCGGUAGGCAUCAUACUAAUGAAGUAGGUUCCAGCGUUGUCGAAAGCAUAUGCAACAGUCUAGAGAAUGAUCAAAUGAAAAGACUCCGUGAACACCUUAGACUGAAGACUCAGGAUGACCAGAGUCCUACAACGGUUACAGCAGCACUUGUGACGGAGUGGGCACGAAACUGGUUAGAAGAGUUCGGAAACAUUUCAGUAAUGAAAUUAUUCAAGGACAAGAUUAAGUGUCCGGAAAAUACUAGCGACAAUGAAUCUGAAGUCUAGCCAGCAACAAAACAAAAGUGAGAAGACAGUUAGCAAUCGUGAAUCUGAGCCUAACAACUGAAUAAAACAUUGACAUUUCAUGAACUUUGUUUUACAAAAAUGAGAGUGUGCUGCUUUUUGUUUUGCUUCCUUUUUUUCUUCCUUUCUUCCUAUUUUUCUUCUUCUUUGUCUUGUUCUUCUUCUUCCGUAUAACCCUUUGGAGCUAAAUUGACAACUCAAGUUUGAAGAUCCACAAAAGGGGGUAGAAAAGGGGUAUCGAAUGCAUGUCGCAGCACUAAUGUCCUUUUUGAAGACUUUAGUCUAUACAGUCACCACACGCCACCCAGGUAAGGUUAAUGGGUACCUGCCAAGAAUAAAUUCCUUAGAAAUGCUCGGGCGCUGUAAUGGCAGCCGUGCUAAUGCCGUUGUAAUAAUGACAGAGCGCCAGGAGUGGCAUAAUGUACGCGACUCCACUAUUAUUAAUUUGUAACGUGGCCCAAUAUGAUGAGGUUGCUUGAUGCCUUAUAUGAACCUUGUCGAAAUGGAAUCGUUGAUGACGUGCGACAACAUCCGGUAUUGAUGUUUGGUUGUAUGAUUUAUUAAAAUACUGAACUUGGAAUUAUAUUAAGUGUACAAUAUAGAAACAAUUUCACUUACAGAUCAAUGUUGUAACAAUUAUAUUAAGGAAACUAUCAACAUUCAUAACAGUGGGAAAGGCGGUGACCACAGUUGCAUGCUGCCGGCAUUCUCUCUGUAUUUUAAUUGUAUUUAGCUCAGUCCUGGCAUGCUCAAUCUCGAGUAUGUUCAUGGAAGUCUGUGCAUUGUCACAU